Molecule: messenger RNA, 2073 nt
Organism: Suillus plorans
Lineage: Eukaryota; Fungi; Basidiomycota; Agaricomycetes; Boletales; Suillaceae
Exons: 8
Coding region: 132-1940 (602 amino acids)
Source: RefSeq, a predicted model, not a curated record
ACAAGCACCCAGCUGUGACACCCACAACUUGAAUUCCUUUGGUAUGAUAAUCAAUAAAACCACCGCAAGGUUGGUGGGCCGUCUAAGCCUUUAAAUAUUUCACAGAUGCAUCAGCGUCCAACGACUUUAUCAUGAGUUCUCGCCCACACACCGCCGUUGUGGCCAACGCGAAGAUCUUCCCGGUCUUUGCAAAUAGGCUCGCAUCACACGACCUCAACGAGUACAUAAACACUGCCAAAAAGCUGAAGAACUGGUUGGGCUCCGAGAAAGCAUACUAUCCUGACGCUCUACGUAAUAUCGUUUUGCUCCUCGAGAUUGCCCAUCAGACCUUUACGAGAAGGUUUCUCGCAACAGAAUCGUCAGCACUUGCUGUGAUAGAUAUAUAUCAGGCCUUAAUUCGCGCCGUAAAUCCUUUCAUACGGUUUUUUACAGAGGAGGACCUGCAACUCCGACUCCAACACUUGAUCCAAAGUUCUUCUGAGGUUUCGACUAAUUUUAUAUAUCCUAUCCGGGCUGAAGGCGAAGCCACAGCUCAAGAAUACAAGGACGCUACCUCAAUGAUCACAACUACCCGAGAUGUGACUCCAAGCACGCAACUAAUGUUUCCUAGUACUGCGCAAAUGGAGCCAGUUCAAUCACCUACUACAGCGCAGCCUUCGACCUCGUCUAUACCCCACCCAGAUAUUCAUGCGGAUUCCCCAGCCAGUGUCUCCAUCCCGAGAAUCCUUCCAAAACCUCAGCCAAAGCGCCAAUCUGUGGCAUCUUCACUAUCUGAGCACCUCAAACACCGUGACCUCGAAUGGUUCAAGGCAAAUCAUCAGCAUGCGGCUGCUCCUGAUUCAAAGCCUUUAAGUCCUGCUGCUCCACCCAGUGCGCUCAAGUUUUCAAAUGAUGCAACGGAGCCCCCUGUAGAGAAAAUACGGCCAUCUCGCAUGCCAGGGAGGCUACCUCCACGACCGGCAUCUACUGAACUGACGACGAUAAACGAGCCUGCAGCUCCUGCGAAUACUGUUGACCUGACGAGUACCUUGCCUUUCUCCGAGAUUCCAGCGCCAACAGUUGCCAAAGAACUCAACGAAGAAGAAAUCACGUCCGCUCUAGUUGAUGUUGUUAUGACCGACCCACCAACAGAAAAUAUACCUCAAGGUUCAGAAACACUCCUCUUGGGUAUGCCAGGAAACAUCGCCCCUGGGGUCACCACGCCGUCGCCAAAACAAAAUACAGAUACCCCAACUCCAAGGCAGCCACUUGCGAUACCCUCAGAUGUGGGUGUAGAAAGCCACGGAGACGGAGACGAGAUAUCAUUACCUCCAGUGGAUAAUACCUGUCCGCAAGUCGCUUGUGCGAGAUUUGGAGGGGAGAUGGCUGUGAUGAUGUUUCGGCAAGGACUCGAGUCACCUCGCGGGACGAUCGACCUUACGUUCGACCUCGAUCAUACACUCUAUCUCCAAAUUGCUCGGUGGGCUAAGCGCAAGUCGUCACCAACAGAUUUGGAACAAAGUGUCUGUGUGUCAUUCGCUUGCUAUCAUCUCCCUAGUCUCUUGCCAAAUCCACCGGAAGAUGAUCAACCGACUCCGUUUGAGAAACUUACGAUGGAUUCGCAAUGCUCGUGGCCCGCAACUGGGGACCUUUCACUGCAGACAAAGCGGGAUGGGAAGGAUUUUAUUAUUCCACUAGCUCCACCCAUUUUCGUUACUCCAGACAAUUGCGUUGAUAUCUCCGCAUUUAUCAGAAGCGGAGAAAAUGCUUUUUCGGUGGUCCAACAGAGCGACAUGUCAGACUAUAUGUUUAUUCUCCACGCCCAUCAUCCCACGCCUGCGCAGCUUAGCUAUCUUGCUUCCUGCAGACAGAAGCGUGAGGAUUGGACGAAGACUACGCGUGCUUUUUGCACAUCCGAACCGACGGAAUCUUUAUGGAAGCGAUCCCAGUCGCGGACAUGAAGGGUUCGUCAUAAUUAGUUUUCUUGUAAUUAACCCUCGAACUUCGCAGUCCCGUUGUGUAUGUAGUACUCGUGCAUUUCUGAUCAGAUUAUAUUUUGUAGCAUAGUCAAUUAAAUGUGUUUUCCGAAGCUUA